AGCAAUUUUACACCAAAAAUACGACAUUGCUAGUGCUAGUGGAAGACCAACGCUCUCGCUUUGUUCUCAAUCAAUGGAGUUCAAGCCGGUCCUAUUUGGUUGGUGCUCCAAAGAGCACCAUGCAAUCUAUCAGGAGUGGUUCAAUUAUGCUGAUUCAGAUAGCGAUGGCCGCAUCACCGCGAGUGAUGCCACCAUGUUUUUAGCCAUGUCCAUUUUGUCUCGCCAAGAUCUUAAGCAGGUGUGGGCUAUUGCAGAUUCAAAGCGACAAGGAUACCUUGGUUUCCAAGAGUUUAUCAUUGCUAUGCAGCUAGUUUCUUUGGCACAAUCUGGGCACCCAGUAACACAUGAUCUGCUGACUAGUGAUGUGGAUUUGAAAAACCUGAAACCACCCACAAUGGGGGGUUUGGAUGCAUUACUAAUUGAGAAAAAGCAUAAGCAAAAAGAUUGGUUUUCUAGGAAGUUAACCAAAAGGGUGCCCCUUUCCUCUGUGACAUCAAUAAUUGAUGGCUUAAAGAAACUCUACAUUCAGAAGUUGAGGCCGUUGGAAGUUACUUACCAUUUUAAUGAUUUUGUAUCUCCAUUACUGACUGAUAGCGAUUUUGAUGCCAAACCAAUGGUUAUGCUUUUGGGUCAGUACUCAACUGGUAAAACAACAUUCAUCAAGCAUCUGCUUAAAAGUAGUUAUCCAGGAGCACAUAUUGGACCCGAGCCUACAACUGAUAGGUUUGUUGUUGUCAUGUCUGGACCUGAUGAGAGAAGUAUUCCUGGAAAUACUGUUGCUGUCCAAGAAGACAUGCCAUUUAGUGGUCUUACAACUUUUGGCUCAGCUUUUUUGUCUAAGUUUGAGUGUUCACAAAUGCCUCAUCCUCUAUUGGAGCACAUUACAUUUUUGGACAGUCCUGGAGUUCUUUCUGGAGAAAAGCAACGGACACAGAGAGCAUAUGAUUUUACGGGUGUAAUAUCUUGGUUUGCUGCUAAGUGUGAUUUGAUACUCCUUUUCUUUGAUCCGCACAAGCUUGAUAUCAGUGAUGAAUUCAGUCGUGUGAUAGCUUCAUUACGGGGGCAUCAUGACAAAAUUCGGGUGGUAUUAAAUAAGGCAGACCAAGUUGGUACUCAACAACUGAUGAGGGUUUAUGGAGCGUUAAUGUGGUCACUUGGGAAGGUGCUGAAUACACCUGAAGUCAUUCGUGUGUAUGUUGGCUCCUUCAACAACAAACCUGUAAAUGAUGCUAUCAGUGGUCCAAUUGGUAAGGAGUUCUUUGAAAAAGAACAGGAAGACCUUCUUUCAGAUCUUAAAGAUAUACCAAGAGUGGCUUGUGAUCGAAGAAUCAAUGAAUUUGUAAAACGAGCCCGAGCAGCCAAGAUACAUGCUUACAUUAUCAGUCAUCUUAAAAAGGAGAUGCCUGUUAUGAUAGGCAAAGCUAAAGCACAACAAAGGCUCAUUGAUAAUUUGUCAGACGAAUUUGGAAAGGUACAAAGGGUGCUCCAUUUACCUCCUGGUGACUUCCCAAAUGUGGAGCAUUUCAGAGAGGUCUUGCGUGAUAAAAAUAUUGACAAGUUUGAGAAAUUGAAACCAAAAUUGAUACAAGCAGUUGAUGACAUGCUAGCUUUUGACAUUCCUAACCUCUUGGAGAAUUUUAGGAAUCCCUAUGAUGAAGGACGGAGUCAGAAAAAAUGGACAAGGAGGGCAAAACUUUAACACGUUAACGGCUAUCUGUUUAUUUGUGUAUAAAUAAAUAUAAAAAAUGUGGUUCUAUUCAUUUUGAAAAGAACAUUCCACUUUGAUUUAAUAUUUAAUCAUCUUUCAACAUUAGUAUAUUAAAUUCACUACUAUCUAUUUGCUAUCCUUAAU
Molecule: messenger RNA, 1852 nt
Organism: Lotus japonicus
Lineage: Eukaryota; Viridiplantae; Streptophyta; Magnoliopsida; Fabales; Fabaceae
Product: EH domain-containing protein 1-like
Exons: 15
Coding region: 74-1699 (541 amino acids)
Biological process (GO): endocytosis; endosomal transport
Cellular component (GO): cytoplasm; intracellular membrane-bounded organelle; plasma membrane
Molecular function (GO): GTP binding; protein binding; calcium ion binding
Source: RefSeq, a predicted model, not a curated record